AUGUCUAUUGAUCAAUCCAUUACCAACUCAACUUCGUUUGAUAGUACAUCAUCUAAGGGUUUGGUGGACGAAUUAUCCAAUUUUCAUAUCUCUUCUCCAUUUCACGAUGAUGACAAUCAGCGGGAUCAAAAGAAAGAACGAAAGCAAUUCAAAGAAUACAAACAAAAUAAAGACUUUUCUGAUUCAAAAUUCAUAACACAUAUAGAUGACGAUGAUGACGAGUAUAUCAGCGGUUCUGAUGAGGAUGAAGAAAAUGCGACAAAAACAACAAUUAAAAAUCAUGAUGACGAUUACUUGCACAAAUUACAGGAUUGGUCAAAUUUAAGUGUGAAUUUUCUACCAGAGUCACCAAAUGAUGUAAAAGAAAGAAAUUAUGACUACAGUUAUGGAGACGGUACGGUCAAUAGAAAACAAACAGUGAAUGAAGAUCAAGAUCAAGAAAACAUUAACCCACCACAAUGGAAACAACAUAUGUUAUUGAACAAUAAUUUUACACCAAAUCAAAAUAAUAAAAUCAAAAAUUCCAAAAAUUUGUUUAAAAAUCCACAAUCUGAUUUGAUAAUCAGUAGUUCGCUAAGUGAUAUCUCUGGUAUUCCAACAAAUACGUUCAAAAAUCAUUCUGGAAAUAAAGUUUAUUCAAAAAAGACGUCAAACAAUCAACACAGUGGUACUGUAUUGGGAGGUGAAUUCCUGGAUAAAGAAAAUGUAGACCAUACUUUAAAUUCUGAACAAGAUCCGAUCGAAGAUGCAAAUUUCGUAUUUGAAAAUAUGAUGAAAAGAGAGAAUAAAAUGCAUCAGAUUCCAAAUUUAGCAUUAAAUAAACAAAUGGAAGAUAGAAGUUCCCUUAAUUCAAAUGAAAUUAGUGAAUAUAGUAAAACAGAAGACGAAGAUGGAGACGGUAUUUUGAAUGAUAGUGAUCCAAGAAUAUCCGCUCAUAAUGUGUUCAAUGACUUGUUAAAAUCAGAGAAGGCUAGACUUGGUACUAUUGAUGAUUUGAAUAUUAGAAGACGUAUCAGCAUAACAAAUAAUAAUCAUAUUCCAUCCAAUAAAAACAAAAUUAAUAAUGCUAAUGGUUAUAAGAAUAAUCAGUUAACAGCAUAUCCAACUAAUGUUAUAGAAGAAAAUGAGGAAGAGGAUUCUUCAUAUCUAGGAGAAGAGCCUUUGCCAAUGGGAAAUGACAGCAGAGUGAAUUUUAACAACAAUAGAAAGGAACAAGGAAACAAGAAGUCGCAGAUUCCUUUAAUCCAGCCUGAAGAUAUUGGAUACGUGUUUAACCAUAGAACAGGAGCAUGGGAACAACCACAGGAGAAUUUUGCACAAGACUAUUCUAAUAGCAGGACUGUUGAGAAUAUAACUUUAACAUCUACUAACAGUGGAUUAAUAGAUGAUGAUAAUAAUAAUGAUAUUAGCAAAAAUGGAAAAUUGAACACUUUAGCGUUUUCCAAUAAAAAUAAAACAAGUUCCAUACAAUCAGAAAUCGCCGAUCAUAAGAACCAAUCGAUAUUAACAGAAGCAGACGACACAUCGAUUGAUACACCAAAGUUAAAUCCAUUGUUUGUUGUGAAAGAUUUUAUUACUGAGGAUUCAAGAAGCUCAUCUGGUUUUAAAAAUGAUAAAAAUCGAAUAUCAACGAAUCAUAAAAGAGAAUUAAGUAAUAGGUUUUCACGUCUACCAAUACAAGAAUCCUCACAUAUAUUCUCUAAGGGAAAUACGACAGUUGGCAAUGUUACUGGUAUAUCUCAAAUAUCUGAAACAUCCUUCCAUCAAACUAGAAGUGAUUUAGUUUCUACUAUUACCAAUGUUAUGGCUCCAAUUAGAAAAGAGAAUAAUCAUAAUAAUAAGAUUGAUUGGAAUGAUAUAAGCAAGAUUGAUUUGAGUAAUUUAGGUAUAUCAAGUGUUUAUGGCAUGGAUAGUUUUCUACCAAAUUUGAUUGAACUUAAUUUGAGUAACAAUAAUAUUAAUUCAUUGAACGGGUUACCUAAAUCAAUAGUCCGAUUAAAUCUUUCGAAUAAUGAAAUUACAAAUGGUUUUUUUGAACUUUCUCAUUUACCAAAUGUAGAAGAAUUAUACCUCGCUAACAACAAAAUAACUUCUUUAUUAAAUUCAUUCAAAAAAAAUUGUCAUUUAAGAAAGAUCGAUUUAUCUAAAAAUGAAAUCACAUCAAUUGAUGAAUUCAAUAGUAUCUCAAAGAUAACUGAUAUAAAUUUAUCCAAGAAUAAUAUUAAAGGUGAAAUAAAUUUUCAAAAAUUCAAUAUUGAAGAGAAUGAAUUAAAUUAUAAAGUUAAAAAUUGUUGGUCAUGUAUUGAAGAAUUGAAUUUCGAAGCUAAUGAUAUUAUUAAAAUCAAAAAUCUAAAGAAUUUAAAAAAAUUAAGAGUACUAAUACUUGAUAAUAAUUGUAAUCUAGAGAGUAUCGAAAAUAAUAAUGAAAAACAGCAUGAAAUGGGUAAUUUACGUUACUUGAGUAUUCAAAAUAUUUCAAAAAAAUUCAAAUUCAACUCGACUGACGCCAAGUUUUUCUUACCAUUUAUUAGAUUAAGAGUUUUAAAAAUUGAUUCAGUUGUAAUGACAAAGUUCUUAGAGACCAUAAAGAAACAACAGAAUAUUGAAAAUGCGUACUCCAGAUAUUUUUCAAAUACACUAGAAAUUUUAGUGAUUACAAAGAACGAACAAACGACAGCACCAACACCGACGUUGGUUAAUGAACUGUUUCAAUAUUUACCAAACACACUCCGUGAAUUAUCAUUAGUUAAUUUCAAUGAAGAAUUGAUGAACUUGCCAAUAAAUUUCUCCUCAAGUUUCCCAAUAGUACAAACUCUAAAUCUGAGAAACAAUGGCAUUAACAGUCUUUAUAAACUGAUUUCAAGAUUACCAUUACCUAGUCUGAUCCAAUUGAACUUGCAAGACAAUCCAAUAAUUAGAAAUUGUAACGAUAGUGAAUUGAAACAAAUCAAAAGUAUACUAUUUGAUAUAUGUCCGAAUUUAAAAGACCUCGAAGUAUAA
This is a messenger RNA of Tetrapisispora phaffii CBS 4417, 3000 nucleotides long. RefSeq names its product Nud1p (gene NUD1). Gene Ontology annotation, molecular function: protein binding. The record is from RefSeq and is a predicted model, not a curated record. Lineage: Eukaryota; Fungi; Ascomycota; Saccharomycetes; Saccharomycetales; Saccharomycetaceae. Bases 1 to 3000 code for a protein of 999 amino acids. The transcript has a single exon.